This is a messenger RNA of Schistosoma bovis, 1512 nucleotides long. The record is from the annotation of a GenBank genome assembly. NCBI's taxonomy places the organism in Eukaryota, Metazoa, Platyhelminthes, Trematoda, Strigeidida, Schistosomatidae.
AAAAUUAAUUCUUUUCAUCACAUAAAAUAGAAAAGAACUACAUUUAAUUAACUUCUCAUAUAACUCGCCCUGUUCAAAUACAAUAGAUUAUAUUGAUUAUUGAUCUAUCAUUAUUAAUCAAUAACAAACAUUUAAAGUAACUAUAGAUGAAUGAAUAAACGAAUGAAUUAAUGUAACAAGAAGAAGAAGAAAACGCCGACGACGACAACAACAACAACAACGAAGAAGAAGAAGAACUUCUGAUCAUUGAAAUCAUCAUCUUCAUCAUUGAAAAGAUCUAAUUAAUUAAUUAAACAUAUCAAUGUCAACAUUUUCAUUAGAUCAAAUUCAUGUUCAAUCUAUUGAUGCUUAUUAUGAUCCAAAUAGUAAAACAGAAAUCAUAGAAAAAUUGAAUUUUUUCAAAUAUAAAAGUCAACAUUUUCAUUGUCAUAUUAAAUUAAUGAUAAAUGAUAAUUGUAUAAUUAAUCAACACUAUUGGACUAUUGGUUUAGUACAAGCAUGUUAUAAAAAUUAUAUAGAACAAUGUUAUAAUAAUUAUGGUAGUACAUUAUGGGAAUUUCAUCCAAUUAAAACAGGACGACAUCAAAUGAUUAAUGAUAGUGAUGGUAAUCAAUAUCCAUUUUAUGAUAUUUUUCAUAGUAACUAUGUUAUUCAUCAUGGUUAUAUAACAAAUAAAUUUAUUCAAUUACAUUAUAAAGAUUAUUUCUAUCCAACAAUUGCAUGGCAACUACCAUAUUGCCAUGGUAACAAUAAUAAUGUACUAUUAACUGAGAUUAUAAGAAGACAACAAUUCACGGUAUGGUUAUUAGCAAUAAAACAUGGUCGAAAUUAUAAAUCAGAUUCAUAUAAUCGAAUUAAUAUUGAACAAGAUGAAUUAUAUAUAUUGAAUACAAUCCAUUGGCAAUAUAAAUUACAUAUCAGAUUAGAUCCAUAUCAACCAAUUGGUAAACGUUUAAAAUAUAUUGAUGAUAUCCAGUAUGAAAAACCAAUUAUAUUAGAUAAGAAUAAAAAAUUACCAUUAUCUGCUAUAAAUCCACCACAUUGUAAUGCAGCACAAUCAUUAAUUUGGUAUCCGAAUAAUAAAAAAGAUCAACCAAAAUUGAUUAUCCCACCGAAACAAAUUAUUGUACCAUGGAAACAAUGGUUAAAUGAUAUGACAUUAAAUGGUAAUGAUGAAAUGAAAACACCAAAACAAUGUCAAUUUGUUGGUGAAUUAUUACAUGAUAAAAAAAUCGGUAUUAUCAAUCCGUAUAGAAAUGAUCAGAAAUUAUCAACAGAACUUGGUCAUUUACGAUCACGUUCAACAGGUUGAACGGGAUCAUGAGUACAUUUUACAAAUUCUUUUCUCUUUUUUCUUUCUUUCUUUCUUUCUUCUUUAAAGAUCAUAUUUCUUGUGAAAAAAAAACAAACAUUCAUUUCAAUGAAUGAGAUACAUUACUUUUUUUGUAAGAUUUUUUUUUUUAAUUAUUUAAAUAAUUUCAAUGUUUCGUCCAACAAACUUGUUUGAACUUC